Molecule: messenger RNA, 1311 nt
Organism: Mycotypha africana
Lineage: Eukaryota; Fungi; Mucoromycota; Mucoromycetes; Mucorales; Mycotyphaceae
Product: ATP-dependent RNA helicase uap56
Exons: 2
Coding region: 1-1311 (436 amino acids)
Biological process (GO): mRNA export from nucleus; mRNA splicing, via spliceosome
Molecular function (GO): RNA binding; ATP binding; RNA helicase activity
Source: RefSeq, a predicted model, not a curated record
AUGUCUACUACCGACCAUGCCGAUGACCUCAUUGAUUACGAAGAAGAAGAUGAACAAACUCUUCAACAGGAAACUGCUGCUGCCCAGCAAGUUGAUUCCUUAAACGAAGAUGAUGACAAAAAAGAUAAAAAGGGUUCUUACGUCGGUAUUCAUUCUACCGGUUUCCGUGAUUUCUUAUUGAAGCCCGAAUUGUUGAGAAGUAUCGUUGACUGUGGUUUUGAACACCCUUCAGAAGUUCAACAAGAAUGUAUUCCUCAAUCUAUCUUGGGUAUGGACGUCCUAUGUCAAGCCAAGUCUGGUAUGGGUAAGACAGCUGUGUUCGUUCUUGCCACUCUUCAACAACUCGAACCUGUCAACGGUGAAGUAUCCGUUAUUGUCCUCUGUCAUACUCGUGAAUUAGCUUUCCAAAUCAAAAACGAAUACGCUCGUUUCUCUAAAUACCUUCCUGAUAUUCGUACGGAAGUCUUUUAUGGUGGUGUUCCUAUGGCAAAAGACGUUGAAAUCUUGAAGGAUAAAAAUAAGUGCCCUCAUAUCCUUGUGGGUACUCCCGGCCGUGUUCUCGCUUUAAUCCGUGAUAAUAGUCUUAAGCUAGCCAACGUUAAACACUUUGUUUUGGAUGAAUGUGAUAAAAUGUUGGAACAAUUAGACAUGCGUCGUGAUGUUCAAGAUAUUUUCCGCUCUACGCCGCAUCACAAGCAAGUCAUGAUGUUCUCUGCUACUUUGGCUAAAGCAAUGCGUCCUGUCUGCAAGAAAUUCAUGCAAAAUCCUCUUGAAAUUUAUGUUGAUGAUGAAGCCAAGUUGACUCUUCAUGGUCUCCAACAAUUUUACAUCAAGUUAGAAGAAAGAGAAAAGAACCGCAAAUUGAAUGAUUUACUCGAUACUCUAGAAUUCAAUCAAGUCUGUAUCUUUGUCCGUUCUGUGUCUCGUGCCAAUGAACUGAACCGUAUUUUGACUGACUGUAACUUCCCCAGUAUCUGUAUUCACUCUCAAAUGAGCCAAGAAGAACGUAUCAAGCGCUAUAAAUCCUUCAAGGAUUUCGAAAAGCGUAUUAUGGUUGCUACUGAUAUCUUUGGUCGUGGUAUCGAUAUUGAACGUGUCAAUAUCGUUAUCAAUUAUGAUAUGCCCGAUAGUGCUGAUACCUAUCUCCACAGAGUGGGUCGUGCCGGUCGUUUUGGUACCAAAGGUUUAGGUAUCACCUUCAUUUCUGACGAAAGGGAUACAGGUAUUUUGAAUGAUGUACAAGGCCGAUUCGAAGUCAAUAUUGAAUCAUUACCUGAGGAAGUUGAUAUCAACUCUUACAUGACUUCUUAA